AUGGAACGUGGGGAUGCGAGCCAACCCAACACCGGUGAAGCCCAGCAAAGUCAGGGCAUGUCUGUACGCUCGUUUAUGACUUCUCUCGUAAUUUAUGGGAGCAUCUGCGUGGGAGUUUUAUUCUUUGAAACUGCAGCGCAUAAGAGAUGGUACUCGAAGCGGUUCCCUAAUGCAAACACCCCUCCUUGGUCCAUAAAAUGGCCUUCCAAUAGGACAACUGCGAUUACUUGCCAUGGACUGGAUGGAUUUUUGUUCAUUCGCUUCCUUCGGACUGUUGUCAAGAUAUUCCUACCAUUAAAUCUGAUGGUCACAGGAAUACUAUUGCCCAUUGACCUUACCGCCGAUAACUCGAGCACAGUUCAUGGCUUGGAUAGAAUGACCUGGGCAAAUGUCCAGCCGGGGGAUGGACCUAGGGACUGGGCCCAUGCAGUAGUGACAGCCACCGCUGUUGUCUAUAUUUGUUAUGUAUUAGUCGGCGAGUUUCGUGCCUUGGCCGAGAUUCGUCAAGAAUACCCCCUUACUCCUCAUCCCUUACCAAAACUGCUUCUUUUGACUGAUAUUCCCAAAGAGAAAGGCUCAAAAGAGGCUCUGGCCACUGCCUAUGCUGGCUUUGGAGAUGGGCCAUUGAGAAUAUCGGUGAACACGGGCUUAGAUAGACGUUAUCUAUCAGCUUUUCUGGAGUUUACCAACCCCUUAAUUCCGCACAUUCUGCAGCAAGUUGUUCAAGACGCCCGCCCUAUGUCAAUGAUUGCCCACGCGGUUGGUUCAGAGAGUGAUGUGAUCCGCUCUAGUUUGUCCCGCUCAUGGCGGGGUCGGCUUUUUAGAAGAGUCCUUUUCGAAGCACUUAUCAUUGCUCUCUGCAUAUUUUUGGCGGUUCCAAUCGGAUUCACUGGGAUGUUAUCACAGAUAUCUUAUCUUAACCAGAAACUAGCGACAUGGCUAGGUCUGAUCGAGGGAUUCCUUCCUCAAUUCAUCCUAUCAAUAUUGAUGAUUUUCUUCCCUUUUGUCCUUGUACACUUGGUCAAACGCCAGGGUUUGCUCACAUACACACAUAUGGAACUCUCCCUUGAUGGUUAUUACUUCGUAUUUCUCUACAUUCAGGUAUUCCUUGUGGUGACGAUUUCGUCAAGUCUAGUGACGGUUUUCCAAGAGGUGUUGAAAAGUCCGGAAUCGGUACCGUACAUUCUGGCUACCAAUAUUCCCAAGUCCAGCAAUUAUUUCUAUUCAUAUUUCCUGCUCCAGUGCAUUAUACAGUGUGCAGUUUCAUUGCGCCUACUGCCGCACAUUUUUCUUUGCGCUAAACCAUGGGUCAGGUGGCGAAUAGGGAUGGAGAAGACGCCGGUGCGGUGGGGUUUGAUAUACCCCGUCUUUAGCAAAGUGGAGACAGGAGGCCUUCUUUAUUGGAGGACCUUACAUCAGUUGUUUGGUGGCAUUUACACUGCUGAACUAUGCGUCUUUGGUCUUCUUAUUCUCCAUAACGCUCGGUUCCAGGCGGUAUUCCUAGGACUCGUAUUUAUAUUUACUGGUUGCUUUCAAUACCUAGUUUUUCAAGUAUAUGGGCCCGUGGUUCGGCAUCUCUCAGCCACCAGUAUGAGAUGGAAUGGUACCAUUGUUUCAAAGGCUCUUUAA
Molecule: messenger RNA, 1629 nt
Organism: Talaromyces proteolyticus
Lineage: Eukaryota; Fungi; Ascomycota; Eurotiomycetes; Eurotiales; Trichocomaceae
Exons: 3
Coding region: 1-1629 (542 amino acids)
Cellular component (GO): plasma membrane
Molecular function (GO): calcium-activated cation channel activity
Source: RefSeq, a predicted model, not a curated record